This is a messenger RNA of Lithohypha guttulata, 264 nucleotides long. RefSeq names its product Transcription elongation factor 1 (gene ELOF1). The coding region runs from base 1 to 264 and encodes 87 amino acids. The transcript is spliced from 2 exons. Gene Ontology annotation, biological process: transcription elongation by RNA polymerase II. Gene Ontology annotation, molecular function: RNA polymerase II complex binding. Gene Ontology annotation, cellular component: transcription elongation factor complex. The record is from RefSeq and is a predicted model, not a curated record. NCBI's taxonomy places the organism in Eukaryota, Fungi, Ascomycota, Eurotiomycetes, Chaetothyriales, Trichomeriaceae.
AUGAAAAAGCUGUUCAGGUCAAGCGAUCUUUAUUGCAAGAUCUGUGGUCAGAAAUUCCAAUCCUCAAUCAACUACCUCUCUGCGCCUGUGGAUGUCUACUCUGACUGGAUCGAUGCUUGCGAAAGUGUUGCGCAAGAAGCUGCUGCUGAUAAUGAGCCAAAUGCUGAAGACAAGGCCUUCAGUAAUUAUGCAGCAGAACGACCGAGAGCUACUGCUGCAGGGAACGAUGACGACGAGGAUGCUGGCUACGAUGAUGAUUACUAG